AUGGCUACCACCGGUUUCGCAGCGCGUACGCAAAGACGCAAGAAUCUUGAACUUUCCAUGCUCCGUCGUCCUAGUGAGACGGCCAGCAUACCAAGCCAAUACAGCGCCACCACAACCGGACCUCACAGCAUCAUCAGCGAUCGCCAGGACCCUUCACCGUCUUCGCCACACAGCAGUGUGAGCACAAGCGCCAGCAGCGUGGUCAUUGAGAAUUACGACAAAUUCCAGGCCCUGCAACUCCAGCUUCAGCGGAAUACUGCUCAGAUCGAACUCAACGAGGCACGGAUGAAGCAAAUUGAGAUGGAUGAUACUCGCAUGGGCGAAGAUAUUCAGGCCCGACUCACCGCCGUUAUGGAGCUUAAUCAGCGCCUUUCACUCUUGCGAGCGAUGCUUGCGCGCGUGGAGAAGGUGUCGCAGGGGGAGUUUGGGAUGAAUUGA
This is a messenger RNA of Pseudocercospora fijiensis CIRAD86, 438 nucleotides long. RefSeq lists its product as uncharacterized. The transcript has a single exon. Lineage: Eukaryota; Fungi; Ascomycota; Dothideomycetes; Mycosphaerellales; Mycosphaerellaceae. The record is from RefSeq and is a predicted model, not a curated record. The coding region runs from base 1 to 438 and encodes 145 amino acids.